CAGAUCGUUUACGAAACAUUCGACGCGUACGUUGUCCUUCCUAUUACCGGGCCGAUUGACGUCAUGGAUAGCUUUCUCCAAGAAGCUACCGCUGCGAGUCGACGUAGGGGGAGGCCCCGGGCCCCGGGGGGGCUCCAAGCUCGAAGCUUGAUGAAAGAGAACAAAAUGUCGAAGACCCCGAAUAUUGUCGACCAGAGCGUUACGUUACCAAGUAACCUACACAGAUGCUAUUACGAACUGCUACACUUAGCUUGGACUUACGCCAGAGGAAGUCAUAGUUUCGAGACUCCAGAGUCGAGACGAUGGAUCCAGCCAGUGCAGCCACGCAGCCAAGGCCCCCAGGACCACCGCCGCAGCCGCCGCAGCCGCUCGAGAUAGGCCAGGAGGGUCCUGCUGUCCCUUACGAUGAAGCGCGACCGCGGGGAGAGGAGCCAGCGUUGGCCCCCGGCGAGAAGCCCGAGGUCGUCGAUGCCGUCGAUGCCGACAAUCCCACGGGUAGCCACGAACUCGCCGACAAGUCCGCCGCCGAGAAACCCGUAGAAGAGAAGGGCUACGCCGAGAUAGAACACGGCGACACGGAGGUCAAGAACCUGGGAUGGAAUAGCGAGAGCCCAGACAUGGUCGCCAGCCCGCUAGUCGGCGGUCUCACCAACGAAGAUCUCUGGGCCCUGAUCCGCCGCUUCGACAAGCAGAUCUUCCACGUCAAGUCCAUUCCGGAUCCUCCACUUGGAGGCCUUGACCUCAACAUUGCCGACGAGGAGGAGUUCUCCCCGGACAAGCUGCGAGCUCACAUCGAACGCCUCUACAUGCAUGUCAUCGUUGGGGCUUUCGGCUUCUGGAAGCACAUCGUCCGCCUUCGCUCUUGGCGUGAACCCCGUCGCACGUCCGCUUUCCUCGCCGUCUACGCACUUGGCUGGGCCUUGGACCUCGUCGUCCCCACGCUGCUCACCUUCCUCGUCGUACUCAUCGUGUAUCCGCCCAGCCGAGCGUACUGCUUCCCGCCGGCCCCGCCGUCCGUCGUCGACCCGUCCACCGGAGGUGUGAAGAAACCCGCGUCUGGCGUGCUGGCUUCGGCCAAUUCCGUUACCGGUGCCCCCGAAAAGCACUCGGGCGAGGCGGUCGAGCAAGAGGCGCACAGCUUCGUGUCGUCCAUCUCGUCACUCGUCGUCAGCACCGCUGCCGGGAAACACCCGCAAGGCGACCCCCCUUCCGACCCGGGCCCAGGUGCCUCUGCCUCUGCCCCCGAUCCGGCCGAUGCUUCCAUGGAUCUCGUGGAUGCCAAGGACAAGGCGGCCGGGGAGGAGCCAGGUACGCACCAUGAUAAGACGAAGAAACCCGUUUCGGAGACCAUUUGGAUCAAGGCCAGGCCUGGUAUGCGCAUGAUGGCGGAUUUCGUCGAUACGUACGAGAGGUUUGGGAACGCCCUGAGCCCAACAACACCGUUUCCGCAGAACGAAUCGAGACUGAAGCUUGCCGGUGUUUUCGUACCGCUGAUCUUGGCGUCUCUGAUCCUGUCGCCGUACACGGUUUGGAAAGCCAAUGGCUUUUCCACGGGGUUCGUCUUUUUCGGCGACCCCCUCAUUCAGCGAGGCUUGGCCUUCAUCAACCGGAGGUUCCCUCACUGGCAGGAGUAUCUCGAACUCCGCAACACGGUUCUCAAGGGAGUUCCCACGAAUGCCCAACUUACCAUCACAUUAUUGCGCAUGGGAGAGCGUAACAAAGCGCCCAUCCCGCCACCUCCAGCAUCCAAUGCCCCGCCUUCAAUUGAAGAAGUUGACAUCAAAGGCAAGGAGGAGACCAUGCAAAAUCUAGGUGCCGACAAAGGAGAGGUCGAAGAAGCAGUUCAGCCAGAUCACGACGCAUUGGCACCAGCCGAGUCCGACACUCAACCGGAGAAAAAACAGACGAAAGGCCGAAAGAUUAUCAACUUCAUCAAGGGCACCACCAAGGGCAGCAUCAAUACGUCACUCACCGCGAACAAAGUGCGAGCCAUGGCCGGCAGCGUCCACGCCAGGGAGCGCCUGGGUGUCGUGAAGGGUCUCAGGCAGCAGGAUCCGGCCAAGGGCCCCGUGCGGUUCCCGGCCCGGUACAAGGGUCGGUCAGGCCACGCGUACAUCACGGCGACGGCGACGACCCCCGCGCUCAGCUGGACGGCGGAACUGGAGGAUGUGAAUCCUGCGUGGAGCGUGACUAUUGGUGAUAUUGAGGAACUCCAGAAAGUAGGCGGCCUGGGAUGGAAGUCCAAGAUCGUCGUGGGGUGGGCGACCAAUCGGGAGAUUGCCGACGGGUUGAUUAUCAGGGAUAAGAUGGGUGGUGAACGACAUCUCACUGCGAUUUUGACGAGGGAUCAGCUGUUCAACCGGUUGGUGGCGAUCGGAUCGCAGAUGUGGGAGGCAUGGUGAGCAAAGGAAACAGUUAUGGAGUCCGCGAUUCUUCAGCCCUAUUCAAGGUUUCAAGCGGUUGUGCUAGGGAGCAUGUUAAGCCCUUCAAUUCAAUACUGAUAUGCCUGACCUCUCCA
Messenger RNA from Sodiomyces alkalinus F11, 2518 nucleotides. RefSeq lists its product as hypothetical. The transcript has 5 exons. The record is from RefSeq and is a predicted model, not a curated record. The coding region runs from base 303 to 2402 and encodes 699 amino acids. NCBI's taxonomy places the organism in Eukaryota, Fungi, Ascomycota, Sordariomycetes, Glomerellales, Plectosphaerellaceae.